GCUUUUACGAUUCAGGGCUUCAUCUUCUCCCACGACGUUGCAGGCCUGCUUUCCUCUCUCUCUCUCCAAACCACCAUGAAGCAGGGCGAAAUUAAUUCCUUCGUCGUUUUUUCUAAGUAGUCUCAGAGCCGCAUGGGAAAGACAGGUGAAGGGUUUGCUCUCCCUGAGGCACCUCCCUCUUCCAGAGCUCAGUCUGAGGGCCCGACCUUAACAUUAAAGUCUACUUUUGUGCAGAGCCUUUUUUUUUUUUUUAAAUUGAGAGAUCCAGGGGGAAUAAGGCACUAGGGUGUAAUUUCAGUUGAACUAUUGCUAAUUAUGGCCCCUCAUCCCAUAUUGAAGUCUUUGCCUUCUAUGUUGUUAUUUUUCACAACAUGAAAUCUCUCCUUGGUUCUGAUUUCACUGGACUUUGAUUUGCAGACAGCAUCAUGGAAGUUCUGCGUCCACAGCUUAUAAGAAUCGGUGGACGAGUUUACAGGAAGAAUCCCAUCCAAGAACAGACUUAUCAACAUGAAGAAGAAGAUGAUGACUAUUACCAAGGCUUCGUGGAGUGUGCAGAAGAGCCCUGUGAAGCCUACGAAGUGGUGCAGACCCCACAAGGUUUCCGGUGUACUGUGAAGGCCCCCAGCCUGCUCUACAAGCAUAUAGUUGGAAAGAGAGGGGACACAAGGAAGAAACUAGAAGUGGAGACCAGAACUUCUAUUAGCAUUCCUAAGCCUGGACAAGAAGGAGAAAUUGUAAUCACUGGCCAGCAUCGCAGUGGUGUGAUUUCAGCCCGAACUCGGAUUGAUGUUCUUUUGCUCACUUUUAGAAGAAAGCAGCCCUUCACUCACUUCCUUGCCUUCUUCCUCAAUGAAGUUGAGGUUCAGGAGCGAUUUCUGAAGUUCCAGGAGGAAGUACUGGAGAAGUGCUCCAUGGAUCAUGGGGUUGAUAGCACCAUUUUCCAGAAUCCUAAAAAGCUUCACCUAACUAUUGGAAUGUUGGUGCUUUUGAGUGAACAAGAGAUCCAGCAGACAUGUGAGAUGCUACAGCAGUGUAAAACGGAAUUCAUUGAUGACAUUUCUGGGGGCAAACCUCUGGAAGUAGAGAUGUCAGGGAUAGAAUACAUGAAUGAUGAUCCUGGCAUGGUGGAUGUUCUUUAUGCCAAAGUCCACAUGAAAGAUGGCUCCAACAGGCUGCAGGAAUUGGUUGAUCGGGUGCUGGAACGUUUUCAGGCAUCUGGACUAAUAGUGAAAGAGUGGAACAGUGUGAAACUCCAUGCUACAGUCAUGAAUACUCUAUUCAGGAAAGACCCCAACGCUGAAGGCAGGUACAAUCUCUACACGGCGGAUGGGAAAUAUAUCUUCAAGGAAAGAGAAUCAUUUGAUGGUCGAAACAUUUUAAAGCUCUUUGAGAACUUCUACUUCGGUACCCUAAAGCUCAAUUCAGUUCACAUCUCUCAGAGGUUCUCAGUAGACAGCUUUGGAAACUAUGCCUCCUGUGGACAGAUUGACUUCUCCUGAGGUGGAUCUCUGGAAGCACUCGAAAUUGAACAUCCUGACAAGGGUCUGCCUUUCUUUCCAAAGCUCUUCUCCGGAAAUGUACCUCUGAAGCCCACCGGAGCUCACAUUCGCGUUAUUCCUUCUAUACCUACUGAUUUUGCCCCCACCAUUGAACUCUUUUGUAUUAAUGAUUAAAAGAGAAUUACAGAUGUGUGAUCUUAUUAAUCUCUGUACCUAGGUCAAAUGUCUACAGUUUCUAGAAGGUUUGUAUUUUUCCCUUUCCCCUUGUACUCUUAACUUUAAAUCACUACCCCAAAAUAUUUUUUAUUGUGAUAAAAAACAGAACAUAAAAUUUACCCUCUUAAUCAUUUUUUAGAGUACAGUUCACUAGUGUUAAGUAUAUUUGUCUUGUGAAAUAUCUCCAGGGCUUUUUCAUCUUAAAAAUCGGAAACCCCUUAAACAACUCUUCUUUCUCCUCUCCCCCAAGCCCUUGCUAACUCCCAUUCUGCUUUCUAUUUCUGUGGAUUUGACUACUUAAGAUACCUCAUAUAUGUGGAAUCAUACAGUAUUUGUCUUUUUGUGACUGGCUUAUUCUGCUUAACGUGAUGUCCUCAAGGUGCAUCCAUGUUGUAGCGUGUGACCGGGCUUCCUCUUUAAGGCUGAAUAAUAUUCCACUGUAUGUGUAUACAGUUACCCCUCAGUUUCCCUGGCUUCCAGGACCUCCCUCCAUAUCUGGAUGUUAAGUCCCUUAUAUAAAAUGGCAUUGUAUUUGCAUAGAACCUAUGCAUACCCUCCUGUAUACUUUAUUUUUUGUGAGGGGUGGGAGGGAGGAGGUGUUAUGUUUGUUUGUUUGUUUGUUUAAUGGCAGUACUGGCGAUUGAACCCAGGACUUCGUGCAUGCUUGCUUUACCACUG
Vicugna pacos (alpaca) is the source of this 2393-nucleotide messenger RNA. It is a transcript of the gene ASCC1, whose product is annotated as activating signal cointegrator 1 complex subunit 1. The record is from RefSeq and is a predicted model, not a curated record. Gene Ontology annotation, cellular component: nucleus. Lineage: Eukaryota; Metazoa; Chordata; Mammalia; Artiodactyla; Camelidae. Gene Ontology annotation, biological process: regulation of DNA-templated transcription; DNA alkylation repair. Gene Ontology annotation, molecular function: RNA binding.